Molecule: messenger RNA, 1271 nt
Organism: Hemibagrus wyckioides
Lineage: Eukaryota; Metazoa; Chordata; Actinopteri; Siluriformes; Bagridae
Product: cerebellin-1-like
Exons: 4
Coding region: 636-1232 (198 amino acids)
Cellular component (GO): glutamatergic synapse; synaptic cleft
Molecular function (GO): protein binding
Source: RefSeq, a predicted model, not a curated record
AGAGAGAGAAGGGGGAGGGUGAUUAAUGCAGGGAAAGACGAUCUCAGUAUCCUAGUCCCUUGCCCACUCCUAGUCUCUGCAGUUAAUUGUGGACAUGCAAUCAGAGAGUGGUGUGUUCCAGACUGUUCUAUGGUUGUCUAGCUUCCUUCUGCUUUGAAAUAAUCAGUGUUGCCUAAUUUAAGAACAUGAUAAAUUUCACUGGCUUCAAGUUAACUGAGAUUAACUGAGUCAAGAUUAUAAAAUCUUCCUGUGUCUUCUUGUUUCAGAACAAACUCUGUUCCAAGCGUCACUGGUUCAACAUAUCUCCUAAUUCAGUCCAGAUCAAUCUGUUUAUGUGAAGACUUUGCUGUUUAUGUGAUAUGUAUGAUGGAACAUCUUGUAUGAUGAAAAUUAGAACAAAAAAGCAAUGGCAAAGAACCUUAUAGUAAACGAUAUAUGGAGAAAAUGGAAAAAUUUGCCUCACAGAAGUGGAUAUAUGCAGUGAUUUGAGGUUCAAUUAGAGACUAUAAACGUUGGUAUAUUUUUGACAAGCGUUUACAGUUUUUUGACAAUUAAUCCAUUUCUCAUCAUUAUCUACAAUCACCAAAGAAGCAAAGAAAACAAAGUUGACAAAUACAUAAUUGCAGAAUAAGGAGAUGGAUGGUCCAGCAUUAGGCCACCACCUUCUCUCUCUCUGUGGGAUCUUUCUUCUGUGUCUUUUGGUGGUGAAAGCUCAGAAUGACACAGAGCCCAUUGUACUGGAGGGGAAGUGUUUAGUAGUGUGUGACUCCACUCCAGCUGUAGAACCAGGAGGUAAUGCACUGGGAAUGUCAAUUCGCUCAGGUACAGGGCGCGUUGCUUUUUCAGCCAUCAGAAACACUAACCAUGAACCAUCAGAAAUGAGCAACCGGACAAUGACUAUUUAUUUUGAUCAGGUCUUAGUAAACAUUGGCAGCCAUUUUGACCCUGCACGGAGCAUCUUCCUGGCACCUAGAAAAGGGGUGUACAGCUUCAGCUUCCACGUGGUCAAAGUUUACAAUAGACAGACAAUACAGGUAAGCUUGGUGUUGAAUGGUUGGCCAGUGAUCUCAGCCUUUGCAGGGGACCAGGAUGUGACACGUGAGGCAGCAACCAAUGCCGGACUGGUUACCAUGGAGAGAGGAGACAAGGCCUACCUCAAACUUGAGCGGGGAAACCUGAUGGGUGGCUGGAAGUAUUCAACGUUUUCUGGAUUUCUUGUUUUCCCAUUAUAGAAGGCUUUUUUUAAGAAACUGUUUUGUUUUCAGUCUCUU